CAGUCCGUGUAGUCAACGCUUCCAAGCAUGGAAUUAACAUCAGCAGCCAUCUUGUUCUGUUCGCUACUUCUGUCUUUGCAGUGGAGGACGGUUGUUUACAUCGCAGGCAAUUUCCGGGUCCUCCAGGACUAUUAUAAAUAUUAAGUUAUUAAUUUCCUCUUCCCUUUUGUUACUCGUUCCACUGGGGAGAGGAUCCAGGCCGCCUCCCUGCCCUUCACAUUCCCCAGUAUCAGUCACGUGAGCAGAGUUUGGCCAGAAUCAACGGAGCACGACAAGACACGCUCACAGAACCUCCUUUCUUCUCUGUUCCUGCAGCCGUCCAGACUUUAAGGCUCCCAUGGCUCUGCAGGAGCUGGGCAUCAGCCUGUCCAUGAUGGGCGUCGCCGGCACCAUGUUGAUCUGCGGCCUGCCCAUGUGGAAGGUCACAGCGUUCAUCGGCACCCACCUGGUGGUGAUGCAGGUGUUCUGGGAGGGCUUGUGGAUGACCUGCGUCAGCGAGUACACGGGCCAGAUGCAGUGCAAGCUCUACGACGCCCUGCUGGACCUGUCGCCGGACCUCCAGGCGGCCCGCGGCCUCAUUUGCAUCAGCCUGGUGCUGGGCUGUUUGGGAUUCCUCAUCUUCAUCCUGGGAGCUCGCUGCACCAACUGCCUGGGCCACCCGCGGAUCAAAGCGCUGGUGGUGAUCGGCUCCGGCGCCAUCUUCUGCCUGUCCGCGCUCACCACAGUGGUCGCUGUCGCCUGGACCGCCAACACCAUCAUCACGGAUUUUUACAACCCCAGAGUUCCCGAGGUGCUGAAGAGAGAGCUGGGCGCCGCUAUCUACAUUGGGUUUGUGUCGUCCGGGCUGCUGUUCUGCGGAGGAACCGUUCUCUGCGUGACCUGCCCACCAGAACCAGACAGAUUCCCCUCCAGCGGCUACAUGCUGGCCAAGACUCCCACCCGGAGCAGCUACGCCAUCAAGAACUAUGUAUGAAAACAGAAACAGAACCACAACGUCUUGACCUCUGCGGACUUCUUUUAUGGUGCUUGCACCUUAAUUACAAUCUGUACGCUGCAAAAAUACAAAAAAUGACCAAGUA
Messenger RNA from Gambusia affinis (western mosquitofish), 1079 nucleotides. Its product is annotated as claudin-4-like. Gene Ontology annotation, cellular component: bicellular tight junction; plasma membrane. Bases 338 to 973 code for a protein of 211 amino acids. The record is from RefSeq and is a predicted model, not a curated record. Lineage: Eukaryota; Metazoa; Chordata; Actinopteri; Cyprinodontiformes; Poeciliidae. The transcript has 4 exons. Gene Ontology annotation, biological process: cell adhesion; bicellular tight junction assembly. Gene Ontology annotation, molecular function: structural molecule activity.